Ilex paraguariensis (yerba mate) is the source of this 708-nucleotide messenger RNA. NCBI's taxonomy places the organism in Eukaryota, Viridiplantae, Streptophyta, Magnoliopsida, Aquifoliales, Aquifoliaceae. The record is from the annotation of a GenBank genome assembly.
AUGAAAUACAAUGAAAUCUCCCAUUUCAGCCACCAACACAAGCUUAAAUUUGAGCACACAAAAUUUCCAUUCAAGUGUGAUGGGUGCCAUGAAGUUGGUAUAGGCUCACUUUAUAAGUGCACCACUUGUGAUUAUGAUCUUCACCUUCACUGUGCCCUGCCAGCAACUACCAUCUCUCACCCUUUCUACACCAAAUGCUCCUUCCAACUCCUUGCCCGUCCACCGGGCUCUAUCCAACGCUACUGCAACGCUUGUGGGAAGGACGUCACCGGUUUCGUUUACCACUGCAAGUCAUGUGGUUUUGACCUUCAUCCAUGUUGUGCAAAGCUCCCUAGGAUGCUUGAUGAUGGUGAGGUUAAGCUUUAUUUGUACCGGAAAGUUAGCGUCCCAUGUCAUCGUUGUGGGAGGACGGGGAGGAGUUGGAGCUACCGGUCGGAGUGCAAAAAGUACAAUUUAGAUGUGGCAUGUGUGAAGGAUAUGCUCGUGGAGAGCUGGCAUGAUUAUUUGUGUGGCGGAAAUAAUAAGGAAUUCAGGACAACAAUUCCAAGUUUGAAGGGUACACUGCAGACCUACCACCAAAAGAGUAAGGGUAAAGUGCAGAAAUGUUGUGAGAUGGCUGGUUUGGCUUUGCAGUUUGUUGCCUCUGCAGUGCUUGGAGAUCCAACUACUAUGAUUGCUGGGAUUAUUGGCUCACUCAUGUCAAAAUGA